This is a messenger RNA of Impatiens glandulifera, 1263 nucleotides long. RefSeq names its product polygalacturonase-like. The record is from RefSeq and is a predicted model, not a curated record. Gene Ontology annotation, molecular function: polygalacturonase activity. Bases 1 to 1263 code for a protein of 420 amino acids. Gene Ontology annotation, biological process: fruit dehiscence; pectin catabolic process; anther dehiscence. The transcript has 9 exons. NCBI's taxonomy places the organism in Eukaryota, Viridiplantae, Streptophyta, Magnoliopsida, Ericales, Balsaminaceae.
AUGGCAAUGACAUAUCUUGUUGUCAUUCUCUUCUUUGCAUCCCUGGUUUUGGGCGAAAGAUCAUGGUCUGAGUUGGAACUUAGCCGUAAUGUGAACUCGCUUGAUCUUAAUCCUAUCAGAAGGGAACUCGGAAGUACUCCUACUAAAACAUUUAGCGUUGAUUCUUAUGGAGCUAAGGCUGAUGGACGUUACGAUGAUACUGAGGCAUUUGCAAAGGCUUGGAAGGCAGCUUGUUCCUCUACUACGAGUGCGGUCCUUAUAGUUCCCAAGAAGAGCUAUUUGUUAAAACCAAUCACCUUCGCCGGUCCUUGCAAAUCUUCUCUUACGGUUCAGAUUAUUGGCACCAUUGAAGCAUCGAAUAACCGGGCAGACUACAAGGAUGACAACAAACACUGGCUCAUAUUUGAAAAUAUUGAAAAUUUGUUAGUCCAAGGAGGCGGAACCAUCGAUGGAAAUGGAAAGAUUUGGUGGCAAAAUUCUUGCAAGAUCAACAAAGCCCUUGCUUGCACGGAUUCUCCAAAUGCAUUAACCUUCUAUGGAUGUAAGAACUUGAUAGUGGAGAAUUUGAAGAUCCAAAACGCACAAAGAAUGCACAUCUCUUUCCAGAAAUGCACCAUAGUCGAAGCCUCUUAUCUCACGAUAUCUUCGCCUGAGAGCAGCCCCAAUACCGACGGAAUCCACGUCACCAACACCCAAAAUAUCAAAAUCUCCAAUUGUAUCAUUGCUACAGGUGAUGAUUGCAUCUCAAUCGUGAGUGGAUCACAACAAGUACAAGCAACCGGCAUUACAUGUGGACCUGGUCAUGGAAUAAGUAUUGGAAGCUUAGGAGAAGCAAAUUCAGAAGCCCAUGUUUCAGAUGUGGUGGUGGAUGGGGCUAAACUCAUUAGGACUACAAAUGGAGUUAGAAUUAAGACUUGGCAGGGAGGAUCUGGAUCUGCAAGUAACAUUAAGUUUCAAAACAUUCAAAUGAUCGGAGUGUCUAAUCCCAUCAUUAUUGACCAAAACUAUUGUGACCAAAAGAAGAAGUGUAACAAGCAGACUUCGGCGGUUCAAGUGAAGAAUGUUCUCUACAAGAACAUACAUGGAACGAGCGCAUCCAACAUUGCAAUUACGUUAAACUGUAAUGAAAAUUAUCCGUGCCAACAGAUUGUGAUGCAAAAUGUCAACUUAGAUAAAGAGGAUGGCUUUGCGGCAAAAGCUUCUUGCAUCAACGCGAAGUUCAGUGGAACUAGCGCCAUGUCCCCUAAUUGUAACUCUACUUGA